Molecule: messenger RNA, 2524 nt
Organism: Vicugna pacos (alpaca)
Lineage: Eukaryota; Metazoa; Chordata; Mammalia; Artiodactyla; Camelidae
Gene: DNALI1
Product: dynein axonemal light intermediate chain 1
Cellular component (GO): axoneme; ciliary base
Molecular function (GO): dynein heavy chain binding
Source: RefSeq, a predicted model, not a curated record
CCAGGCCAUGAGGGUUGAGAGAAGGUUUCCAUGGUGACAAAAAACAAGGCCUUGGCUGGAGGGCCACUGCUGGGCUACUACCCCGGCCGCCGCCAUGAUCCCCCCUGCAGACUCUCUGCUCAAGUAUGACACCCCGGUAUUGGUGAGCCGGAACACGGAGAAACGGAGCCCCAAAGCACGGCCACUGAAAGUCAGCCCCCAGCAGCCUGGACCCUCAGGUCCUGUCCCACAGCCACCAAAGACCAAGCUCCCCUCAACUUCCUGUGUCCCAGAUCCUACAAAGCAGGCAGAAGAAAUCUUGAAUGCCAUCCUGCCCCCAAGGGAGUGGGUGGAGGACACGCAGCUAUGGAUCCAGCAGGUGUCCAGCAACCCCAGCACCAGGAUGGACGUGGUGCACCUCCAGGAGCAGCUGGACCUGAAGCUGCAGCAGCGCCAGGCCCGGGAGACCGGCAUCUGCCCUGUGCGCCGGGAGCUGUAUUCACAGUGUUUUGAUGAGCUGAUCCGUGAGGUCACCAUUAACUGUGCGGAGCGAGGGCUGCUGUUGCUGCGUGUCCGGGACGAGAUCCGCAUGACCAUCGCCGCCUACCAGACCCUGUAUGAGAGCAGCGUGGCGUUUGGCAUGAGGAAGGCGCUGCAGGCCGAACAGGGGAAGUCAGACAUGGAGAGGAAAAUUGCAGAAUUAGAAUCGGAAAAGCGAGAUCUGGAGAGGCAAGUGAACGAGCAGAAGGCAAAAUGCGAGGCCACGGAGAAGCGGGAGAGCGAGAGGAGGCAGGUGGAGGAGAAGAAGCACAACGAGGAGAUUCAGUUCCUAAAGCGGACGAAUCAGCAGCUGAAGGCCCAACUGGAAGGGAUUAUUGCACCAAAGAAGUGAUAAUUUCCAUCUGGGUCUCAGCAAGCACUACUAUCCCGUCAUAAGCCCUUUGUAAUAAAAAGCUAGUUUCCUGAGUGAAGAAGCCGUACCCUCCCCCUGAUCACCACCUACAUAUUUGUCAGAAGUCACACCACUGCCCCAAGUCAUGAAACAUCUAAGGUCUGGCAGCCAGGCUCCUGGCCGGACGAUGGAAGGCAGAGUAGCCCAGGUCGUCUCGGGAUGCGGCCAACCUUGGGAUUUGCCAGCUCAACAGUGAGACUUAGAAUUCAGUCCUUCUGCAGUAGCCGCUCAAGUGGAGCAGCCGCUUUCUCAUCCUCAACGCUCCAUACCAUCCCUUAUUUCCAGCCAAAUGAAGCUGCUUCUCUGUACCCCGCCCCCUCACCCCCCCACUUCUGGUCCACAUCUUGUUCCUUAACUGGGGCUUCUCUGGCCUCCAUCUUUCCUUUAUUUGAUGUCUUUUCAUCAUCCCCACUGCAAUUCAAUUCUAGUACCUCCUUUUGGAGUUUGGGGUUUAUACCGUAUCAUCUUAUCCCCUCCUGCCAAGUCACUAGACACCUUCCUCCUUAGUUUCGGACUGCCAGGGUGAGGAGGCAAUGGCAGGGACUCAAACCUGUAGCUUUUGAGAAAACGUUUGCUGGAAAGAAACAAGUCAGUGUCCGCUGUGAGUAGCCUGGACCUCGGCUCCUCCCCGACCCUACGCUGCAGAAAAUCCAACCCCGCUACCCUACACCCCCUCUGAUGAGCCCAAGCCUCACCCGCAGUUCAACGUGUUAACAACAGGACCAGGGCAGGGAGACGACUACACUUGACUAUUCCCCAUACGCUAGACUCAAAGUUUGGAGGCUCAGGACUCCUCUGGUUUCGGGGUCCCAGAAGACUAGCUUAGCACAUGAAUCUUCGAUUCAGGGCAGACCAGCAAGCUGAGCGAGUUCCAUCAUUCAGUCGGAUUCUACCAGUAGCGUACCUCAGAAGGCACUAACCCCUCCCCUCGGCUGGAAGGCCUCGAGUGCUCCGUGUUUCCCUGAAGAGGUGCUCUGACCUGAUGCCGUCCUGGUUGGGGCUUGAAGGCUCAGUGGAAGGACCGCAGUCUGCCCAGAAGAGCUGUGUUCCACUGAGUCUUCGAGCAUGCCCCCCAAACUCUAAUCUCAAGCUUGAAGUCACAGCUUUUACCCUUCUCCAGGUGUCCUGAGGAACUGAUGCCAAGAUUCCACUAACACAGCAUGUCCGUGCUGUCAUUUUCACAGGAAAGAAUUCUUACCCAUCGAGAUGUGCUAGUUCCAAGACUCCCUGACAAUACAGCACUGGUGUCCUAACUGGGUCCCCCUAACAGAUUCAAUGAAGGACAACAGAAUUUACUGUAGCUUUUUCUUCAUAUUUUAAAGCCUAGGCUAUGUACACGACAUCCUUGGAAUUCUUUUUAAAGUUCUAAUCCAAAGAGCUGCUGUUCCAAAUUGCUCAUUGCCAGUACAAGAGAAAUACCACACUCCGCAUCUUCUAGACCGCAUCCCUGUUUCCGUCAGACAUCCACACGGCAGGCUGAUACUCCUGAGGAACUCAGAGGGCUAAUCCAAGCAUCAGAAGUUCCGUGGACCCCAUCACUGAGACCCUGGGGCGUGAGGGCCUCAUCUUUAUUGUCACUAGCACUGGUGAAUU